This is a messenger RNA of Acytostelium subglobosum LB1, 1731 nucleotides long. RefSeq lists its product as hypothetical. The record is from RefSeq and is a predicted model, not a curated record. The coding region runs from base 1 to 1731 and encodes 576 amino acids. The transcript has 5 exons. Lineage: Eukaryota; Evosea; Eumycetozoa; Acytosteliales; Acytosteliaceae.
AUGAUUGGUAUAUUGAGCAAGGAAGAGAUUGAGAGAUGUCGAUCGUUGAUACCAAAGGAACAGACACUGCUGUCAUGUCUCUCGAUGCUGUUGCUCACCAACACAGACACGAUGUCACAUUCAAAGCGUACUAUAAGGACUUACAAUCCUAACCAUGUGGCGUUUCUGUUGACUGAUCUAGAGUUGUUUGUAAUUGGGUUGGGUCCAAUCGCACCGGGCUCAUCCGUCAACAUACACGCUAGAUGCAAGCUGUGCGACGUGUGCACCGUGCAGACAGGUUAUCUACACUCGUCGUCGUCGCUCAAGGACACCAGUCCAACGAGCGAUGGCGUUCAUAUUAGCGAUCGCAAGACAUCCUCCAAUCAGUACGCGAUGAAGAUCACACCCAAAUCCAGGAGCACGAUGACACUGAUGUCGGCGUCACCAGUCGACACCCUGGAGCUACAGAAGGAACGCAUACUCAAGAUUGCCUCCACACUCAACACAUUGGUGCGCGAGGCCAUCAUCAAGCACAAGGUCGAGGAGAAGCUGGACGUGGCUGAGAAGGUCACUAUAUCCAAUGUAUAUUAUAAAUGCGGUGAUUUACUUAUUGAAGGCGACAUCCAUUUAAACCUUCAGAAGAUAUCUUUUGUACAGAAGCAUGCCAGAGACUUGAAUCUCAAUCUGCUCAGACUCAGUCCGACUGAGAACUACAGCUUCUCAAUCGACACCAUCACAGUGUAUGAGUGCAAGCAGUCCGAACUGAAGUUGGUCCAUGAUCACUCGUCUGUCAUCAUCUCAGCGCAAGGCAAGACACCAGAAGGCAAUACCCAUCAUCUGUUUUGCUUUAAGAAGUCAGAGAUUAUCACUGAGAGUCAGGACAUUGUUGAUCAAGUUGUAAUGGCUUCACUACACCAUUCCAGUGGCAAUCAUGGUGAACCAUCAAAGUCGUUCACCUAUCACUCAGAGAGCAGCGACUCCUCUUCCUAUCUACAGGAGCAGGACUUUGUGUUGGUGGACGACCCAGACAUCUUAAAGGAGGAGGCUCCAAUGGCAGAGGAGGAAGAGGACAUCAGUCUCACAUCGGAAAGCUAUCGAACAGUGCUCGAUGACAAGCCAACCCAUCACCCUUACAAGAACAACUUUAAGGUCAAGUCUGACAUUAUGUCAGAGACCGAGAUGCUCUGGGUACAGAGCCAUCUACCUCUACGGCACAACGACGAUCCAUUGGAACUGGUAUAUAGUACGAACAAGAAUGGCAUCAGCAUACGAACCUUUUUCUCAAGACUGGCGAAUAGAUCUCCUUGUAUAAUGGUGAUCAGAGAUGAUAGAGGACAUGUCUUUGGAGCAUUCACAUCAGAUCCUUGGAACACAGAGAAGACUAUCCACUAUGGAAGUGGAGAGACCUUCCUAUUCAAGAUGAGGCCCGAGAUGAAGAAGUACCCUUGGUCCAGAAUCAAUGACGACUUUAUGUUGUCGACAAAGGAGGAAUUCAUCUCGUUGGGCAGUGGCGGCAAGGGUGUUGGACUAUGGAUCGACGACGACCUACUCUACGGCUCGACCAACCGAUGCGAUACCUUUAACAACGAGACACUGUCAUACAACACAGACUUCAAGGUGAUCGAGAUGGAGGUCUGGUCACCAGAGACCACCAAGAAGCCCAAAGCUGGCACAAUGAUGAACGCCACCGAACUAUUUGGCACAACAUUUACUUACAAGCCGCCAACCAGGAGCUUCAAUCCCUACGCCUGA